This is a messenger RNA of Brassica napus (rape), 2889 nucleotides long. Its product is annotated as B3 domain-containing protein At2g24670-like. Gene Ontology annotation, molecular function: DNA binding. The transcript is spliced from 2 exons. The coding region runs from base 105 to 1052 and encodes 315 amino acids. The record is from RefSeq and is a predicted model, not a curated record. Lineage: Eukaryota; Viridiplantae; Streptophyta; Magnoliopsida; Brassicales; Brassicaceae.
UCUAAACCCUUACUCAGCCUCCUCACCACUAUCUUCUUAUUGUUGUUUACAUAUAUCCCGAGAGAUUUUGAUUCAUUAUAUUGCGAUCGAAACAAAGAGACUCAAUGGUGACCCAUGAUGAUGACAAACUCAGCGAGGGAGAGAAGAAAUGCUUUGAUCUUUUUGCGACGUUGCUUCUCGCUUUCGGAGACGAUGAAAUCAGAGCUAGACGAGGUCAAGACAGAAACUUGCUCAUGAUCCACACUGCUGCCACCACUCUCUUGUCGGGUAAACGAAAGAUUGAGGAUGAUGAUCAAGAAAACACUUUGGUAGAAUCCGAUGACGAACCCAUCAGAGCACAACCAAUUAGAGAAAUCAAGACUCCGGUUAGAGAAAUAAACCGGCCGGUUAAAAGAAAGGCCCCGGUCAGAAGAGAGACGGGAGAGACCCCGGGAUGGGUGGUUGAACUGAUGAAGACAUUCAAAGGUCGUGAGGGGGAUGCGAAGAUGAUAUUUGAGAAGGCGAUGACGAAGACAGAUCUCGCACCAAACCAAGGACGUCUCUUGAUGCCCUUUUACCAAAUGGCCGAGAUGGAUUUCUUGAACGAGGCGGAGUUGAAGAUCCUAGAGGAACAUCACAAAGGAGAUUAUGUUAAAAAAGGAGUUGAUGUGAUCUUGUUGAAUCGUAGUGGUAAGAAGCGAUGGAAUCUUAACAUGAGGAUAUGGAAGAUGAAUACUUGUUUCAACUACGCCUUGUGUACUGGUUGGAACCAGGUCGUCCUCGAUAACACCCUCCAGAGAAACCAGACUAUUACCCUCUGGUCCUUCCACUCACUAGAUGGCACUCUCUACUUUGCUUUCGAUCCUCCCACUCCAGCUCUAGCUCUGGUUCCAGUUACACAUGCAGCAGCUUCAUCUUCUUCAUCCAUGGAUACGGUUGUGAUCUCAGAGUCGGAGGACCCGUUUGUGUGUGAAGAGGCAAACAGGAGACUUUAUCCAUUUCCAAAGAGAAGGACAACUCCUCGAGUUUGUGUUCCACCUCCAACAAGCGACUCCAGCAAACUCCGGUUGUGAUUAGAGAUUCCUGGGAAAAGACUUGAUCUUUGUUUUAUUCUCAACCCUAGCUCUCUCCCUAUUGACUUGUCACGCAAGUAGUUUCUUUCUUAGGCACUCAAAAACGAUAUUUUGGUACACUAACUCUCGAGUGUUGUAGCUUUCUUAAUCGUAUGAAUAGAUGAUAUCAAUUGUUCAUUUUGGUCAUUUGCAUUUCAAUCUUGUUUGCCUAUGUCAAUGCUUUAACCGGGAUAAACCAAUUAAUUACGCAAGGAAAGAUAAUCCAUGCAAAGAAACAACACUUGAUGUGGGUGACAAAUAUAUGGACUAACAGAUAGAGAAAUGUGAGAUCUCAUAGUAUUCAGAAAAGAAGAUGUAAGCUUUUAUUCAAUUGGUGGCAGAGAGUGAGGAUGUGAGGCAAGAGAAAGAAGCCAAGCCCUGUUCUUCUGCGCUAAACCUCUCUGCAGAAUACUCCACUAGCUUAUUCCACAGCUCUCCUACAUUCAUUUCCUGCAAACCAAACCUUUUAAUCACCUGAUUAAGAUUUUGCAGGGCUUGGAGGCCAAAUGUGAAGUAUAACAUGUAGGGUCUUCCCAAUUUUUUUUUUUUUUAUUAUCUUGACAUUCAUACUUUUGUGUAUUGUGUAGAUGUUUUGGAAAAUAACUUGAACAAGUGCAAUUCUCUCAGAAAGUAUAUUACGAGUUUCAUGUUAAGCUACACAUUUGUGUGUCGUUUAGUAUAAGUGCCCCACAUGCAGUUCAUAAUAAAGCUCAAAUUAACUCCAAAAGUAGAACCUCAUUUAGUAUAAGUGUCCCGCAGUUAGUCCAUAAACAAAGGUUUAUUUUAAAACCAAAAGUAGUACCCAACCAAAGUGUAUUGCGUCUCUUAUUAAUAUUGAACUAGAUCAUGUAUCGCGCAGAUAUUCUUUUAAAUUAAACAAGCUUUAUAAGUUGAUUAAAAUAUUAUAUUCAUAAAAGUUAAGUAUAAUAAAGAAAUACAUUAGUACAAUUUCUUACAAUAUUUGAAUGACUUCUCAUUAGAAAACAUUGAAAAUAUAUAAAAUAUUAAUAAAAUGAAAUUUCAGUUCUUUUAUUAUUAAUUUGUUCAGUUUGCAGUAUAAUAACUUACACCAAAGAUAUAAAUUAUUUUGCUUACAUUUUUUAUAACUGUGAUAAUGAUUAUAUAUUUAUUAUCUAAUAUUUUCAUUUCUAUAACUGAAUUGUUUUCAUGAUUAUUUUUAAGCAUGUUAUUAUAGUUAGGCCAUGAUUAACUGGGUAUCUUAGAAGGGGUUUUUAGUUUAAUUAUGAAUUAAAGAAAAUGAAAAAUGGCAAUUACUAUAAGCUACGUAUCUUAAUUAGGUUACACAAGAUACGUCUCUUGUAUGCCACGCGUCGUUUUGAUACGUCUCUUCCUCUUCAUCUGUCUACAAGAUCGCUUCCGGCAUCGCUACCGUACGAGUCGACUCUUCCGCGAUCGAGAGAUUCACCACUAAACCCCUCCCAAGGACGCUCCUUUGGUCUCCCUCAAGGUCUAACCAACGAAGCGAGGCUUUGUCCUACGGUGCGGCCGGGAUGUUGAGCCGGAGUGAAAGCGAGGAUUGUGGUGGCGCGGUGGUUGAUUGGUUGCUGCAGACGGUGGCAACAACACCGACAGUCUUCGAACCCAGUUGUCAUCUCUAAAUACGAAACCUUUAAGGUUUCACAGCACUGGGCAAACACACACUCCGUAGAAAAAGAUAUAAGCUUUUGUGUAUCUUUCGAGCCUCCGAAUCAUCUUUAAACGAGAAAGAAAGUAGAGAUUGCAGGAUUUGUCAUCUUCCUUUCGAGAAGAUGGUUCUAAUGAAUAAGAAGAAGAAAAA